Molecule: messenger RNA, 3979 nt
Organism: Linepithema humile (Argentine ant)
Lineage: Eukaryota; Metazoa; Arthropoda; Insecta; Hymenoptera; Formicidae
Gene: Acn
Product: apoptotic chromatin condensation inducer in the nucleus
Biological process (GO): RNA splicing
Cellular component (GO): ASAP complex; precatalytic spliceosome
Molecular function (GO): RNA binding
Source: RefSeq, a predicted model, not a curated record
GCUGUUGUAUGGCGGCUCUCGCACGAACGGACGAUAGGGUUGUUGAAUAGCGUCAUCGUGAUCGCGGUACCUCGUCGAGAGCGCGAUAUUUAUGUGUCACCGAGGUCGCCGGCGGAUACCAAACGUUUAAUCACAUCUAUUGAAGUAGCACAGCAAAGUCAAGCAUGAGGCGCAAGAGCGAAAGGAACAAAGCUAAAGGAUCUCCUGAGAAAAAAGUUGAGAAACCGACAAGGAAAUCGACACGUAGGCGUGGCAGAAGAUCGCCUUCUACUUCAUCUGAACAAGAUACUUUCGUCGAGGAUGCUAAGAGUGCCAUUCAAGUCAAAGAGAUCGAACAAAAAGAGACAAGCAUGCAGACGCGCCUGCAGAGCAAAGAAUUGGAGCAGACAUCACAAGGACGUGAGGAGAAAAUAUACCCUAGUGAGAUAGACAUAAAAGUGGAUUCACCGGAAGACGAGGAGGACAACGGCGGCUCCGUGUGGAAAGUGGCGAGGGCGGAUGCGUCGCCCGGCGAAAUACAGAAGCUGAAACUAUGUAGGCAGCGCAACACGUCAGAAGCAUCAUCAGACACAGCACCGUCGAGUAGGAAAACUGUCAAGUCAAGUGGCAAGUGGCAAGAAAGUGGUGAGGGCAUUGCAGAGGAGGCUGACUCGGCAGAUGAGCAACUGGUUUCUUGUACAAGAACGCUCAGUAGCGCUGAACAGCCGAACGAUCCCUCCUCUUCAUACCCAGGUCAGGACUCCAACGAAGAGGUAAGUGAUAGCAAGGAGAUCCUGCCUGAAACCACUUCAGCCAACUUGUUGUCUGACGAUAAACCAAACAUAGAUCAGCAUGGUGAAUCAAAUGAGGCAAAUUGCGCUGCCCAAAUCGUUGAUAGCGAACCUGGUAAGCCGGGUAGCACGACAGCCGCAUCAUCUCCUAGCCCAAAUGGUGAUGAUACUUGCGAGAAGACUGCCACCGCUGUCACGGAAGUUAAGGAAGAAAAAUCUGCAGAAGACAUCAUCGAAAAGCCAACGGAAACGGAAUUUAGCAAAGAGACUAGUGUAGAAAACGUAGCUAAUAGAGAUACGAGUAGCGAGGAUGAGGACGAUAAAGUGAAAACGCAUCGUCCGGCGGAUUCGUCAUCCGAAUCGAAUGACGAGUCUCGUCUUAAAAGUAGCAGAGCAAGUAGCGACCAAGCGUCGCCACGCACGAUUCGUAGGAAACCUCGUAGUAAAUACAGAGACUCGUCUAAUUCAGAGACACCAGAUUCCGAGGAUGAACCUAUUGAAAGAAAAGUAGUCUCUGAGCCUUACGCCGAAGAGGAGGAAGAGGAGAAACAAAGUACGGAAUGUUCGCAAGAGAAUAAGGAACAAUCGGCGUCACCGGAAAGAACCAACUCUCACUCGAACAAUGUAGAAAAAGUGGAGAUCGAGCAAUGCGAAACUGUUCCGGAUAAAUCGGAGGAAAGUACGAAUGAAAAGUCGGAACAGAUUGCACCGGUCAGCACCCAGACGGUCGUUCACAAACCUGUUAAAGUCAAUUUGAAGAGAUCAUUCUCGGCAAGAAUAUUAUCUGAAAAAAAUGAAGUGAAAAGAGACGAUGCCGAUGCAAGUGUUGAUAAUGAAUCUAGUAAUCAAAAUAAGGAAAAUGGCAGUGAACAAGAACCAAAAUGUGUGCCAAGGAAACGUCGAUGGGGAACGGCACUUUCUACAGAUACAACGCCUUCAUUCUCUAUCUCAACUGAUUCACUCAAGGCCUUGGUACCAGGUGCAAAGCCAUUAUCUAUCAAUGAAGUUCGUCUUUCGAAAGACGACGACGAGGAUAGAGAUCGUCAUAGGAGUAACGACAAGCGGCACAAUUCCAACGAUAGUACAAACGAUAGUAAGGUGACGGAGGAAAACUUGCAGAAGAAUGGUGCUGCUAAAAAGGGAAAUGCAAAAGUGGAUAAUCACCUCGCAACGAGGCGAAAGAUAUCGAUCGUGAAGGAAGUAGCACAUGUAAAAUCGCCGAGUCCACCAGCGUCUAAACCUACUAAUAUCCUCUUAAUCAAGAAUCUGGUUCGCCCCUUCACGCUAAAUCAGAUUAAAGAGCUUCUUUCGCGUACCGGCACCAUCGUGGAAAACGGAUUCUGGAUGGAUCGAAUUAAGUCCAAAUGCAUCGUCGAGUAUUCCAACGAGGACCAGGCCUUCGAGACGAGACAAGCGCUUCACGGGAUCUCCUGGCCGAUGUCAAAUCCGAAGAAGCUUCACGUAGAGUACGCCACAAGCGAGGAUAUGGAAACUGCUCGGGAAUCAUCCAAGGAACAACCGAUUGCUCGCAAAGCUGAGCUACUAUCAUCGUCGGAUGCAUGGCAGCAGGAUUGGGUUCGCGAUGAAAAGACUAAUACAACCAAAGUAACCGUGGUGAGAGAGUGGGACUUGGGCAAGGAGGACGGUCCGCAGCACAUCAGGGAGAAAGAGCGCGACAAGAAGGAGCAGGACAAGAAGCGACGAGCGAGGAGUCGGAGCCCAACGUUGGACGCGCACCUAUCGGCACCAGCUCGUAAGUUCAAGAAGAAGGAGGACGAUCCGCCGCCGGCUAAGCUCCUGGACGAUCUCUUCAGAAAGACGAAGGCAACACCUUGCAUAUACUGGUUGCCACUUACAAAUGAGCAGAUAGUAGUAAAGGAAGAGAUGCGGCGACAACACAUGGCGGAACAUGCGCGUAGGUUAGAAGAGAUGAGACGUGCCGACCGAAAUAGGGACGGCCGACGUCGGCGCAGUCCAAGAAAAUAGAGAGCAACGUAUUUUCUGCAAAUGUAUCUUUCCUUCUCUGACCUGACCCUAACCUUGAAUUUGGCUUUAGUCAACUCACUUCGUCCUAUCAGUUCUGCAUCCUACUUUUUUCCCACUACAUAUUUAUUGCGGAUACGUUGUUUUGCUUUCUUUUUUUGUAUCUGAAUUGGUCGACAACAUCCAAUAGGUCAAUAUAUUUCAAUAUUCUUCAAUAUUUAAAUAUUCUUUAUACAACUUAAACUUACCUUCUUUCGAUAAAAGUGAAGACAUCAAUUUCGAAUAUUUGGUUCGCAAUAGUUUCCGUCGUAGUUUUUUUCUCUCUCAAUUCUAUCCUUAUUUUCUUCCUUCAUUCUCCUUAUUUCGAUUUCGAUUGCAUCAAUUGAUGUACAGCUAUCCAGAGUUCCUUCAAUUCCUAGUUUCCUGUCCCCGUGUAUCAGGAUUAAACCAUGCUUCUUACAGGUCAACGUUUAUCUAUCCCACAGAGAGCCAAUAACUGUAGAUCUGGCGCAUAGUGGUACUGUGUUUACCUCGACUCACGGCAGAUGAUACCAAUUCGCAUUCUCUACGCCAUAAUGAAACAACAUGUGACAAUGAGAGACAAAAAGCGUGCUCGCAGCAUCCGCACGAAACUUUUACGACGUGGGAAACUCCUCUUUGAAGAAAAUAGACAAGACACAUUGUUGGAUGUGGAAUAAUCAGGCACUCAUGACUCGAGUAAUGUUCGUUCUUUUGCUUUUUUUUUGGUUUUCUUUUUAUUAACUCGACUCUGACAAGUCUGCACGAAUGGAUCUGGAUGUUAUCAAAUUACGACGUUAUCUGAGUGGAAAAUACUAUUGUCCGAAAUAUAGAAGAGUAUCAUCGUGAAAACAUUGUAUUGAACGUUGAUAGACAAAAAAAAUGGAACUUUAUUUCUGCGUUAAGUAUUCUUCGUAGUGUACUUUGACUUCCUUGAGCACGACGCUCCUAAUCUUUGGAAGCAUUGCGUUAAUUUUUGUGACCCGUGCGAUAGCGCAGGGCGAAGACACGUAUGUAAAUAACCGAUAUUCCAUGGUGUGUCAUGUAAAAUUAUUAAUAAAUAUAAAACAAAAAAAAGAACACGAUGUUAAGACAUACAAAGUACAUUUACCGCUUACUUUUUACGAUACAUCGAUUGGAGAAUUUGUUAUUCACUUGUAGCCGAAAGAUCGAGAGCAUGUGAUAAACAAAUACAUUUAUGCUUAAAA